This is a messenger RNA of Elgaria multicarinata webbii, 1011 nucleotides long. Its product is annotated as very-long-chain 3-oxoacyl-CoA reductase-B-like. NCBI's taxonomy places the organism in Eukaryota, Metazoa, Chordata, Lepidosauria, Squamata, Anguidae. The transcript is spliced from 11 exons. The coding region runs from base 13 to 1011 and encodes 332 amino acids. Gene Ontology annotation, molecular function: oxidoreductase activity. Gene Ontology annotation, cellular component: endoplasmic reticulum. The record is from RefSeq and is a predicted model, not a curated record.
GCAGGAGAAGGGAUGAGAGAGAUGGCAUCCCAAGGGGUUUCCAUCCUGGACCAGGCACUGCCUGCUGUGGGAGGCCUAACUUUGCUCUGGCUUCUUCUGAAGGCUGCCUGGGGUUUUGGAUACAGAGUGAGGACUUACGUGCUCUCUGAGGUGUGGAAAGGGCUAGAUCUGAACCAUUAUGGACCCUGGGCAGUGGUGACUGGAGCCACAGCUGGUAUUGGAAAAAUCUAUGCACAUGAGCUCGCCAAGAGAGGUCUCAAUGUGGUUCUCAUCAGCCGCUCCCUGGAAAAACUGAUGAAAGUGGCUGCUGAAAUUGAGCAACUGCAUGGCAGAUGCACCAGGGUGAUCCAGGCAGACUUUACCUCAGGUUCAGAAAUCUAUGAGCCCAUCCAGACUGCUCUUCAAGGUUUGGAGAUUGGCAUUCUCGUGAACAACGUUGGCAUGGCAGAACGCAAGCAAGGCCGUUUCCUGAGUUUUCCCAAUGUCGACAAGCAUGUAACCAACUUGGUGAACUGCAAUUUGCUUUCGGCAGUGAAGAUGACACAGAUCGUCCUACCUCAGAUGCUUGCCAGGAAGAAGGGGAUUGUCAUCAAUAUGAGCUCAUCAGCGGGACGCCGUCCCUUGCCACUGAAUGGGAUAUACAGCCCAACCAAGGCAGCUCUUGACUUCUUCUCGCAAGCUUUGGACGUGGAAUACGGCUCCAAAGGCAUCAUUGUGCAGAGUGUCCUGCCCAUGUUUGUUGCCACCGACCUUAUGAGUAUGCUCAACCAACGCUACAUGAUAACCUCUGAGGCGUUUGUGCACCAGGCCUUGAACACUGUGGGGAUCACAAACAGAACCGUCGGCUGCCUUUUCCACAGCAUCCAGUGGAUCUUUUACGACUUGCUGUUUCCAAAGUGGUUUCAUUUAACGUCUGUUGGACUCAACGCACAGUGGGUUUUACUCAAGAUGAUGGACUAUCACAAGAAGACUGAGCGACUGGAGAUUCAGCAGGAGCCUCUCCCGGAUUGA